UGAAACCCUACCCCAUCUGAGGAGCUCCUGCAACUGACAGCUGCUGGUGGGGGGAGAGUCCCUUUUCUUCUGAUGUGCGGCAGGUAGCCCUUGCUCCAGCGGACUCUCACACCUGUGUGCACGUAGGAUGAACUAAUUGGACGUAGUGAGGGACUUGCAGAGCCCCAUAUAAUGAGGAAGAUGGCAAGCUAGCAGGCACCAGUGACAUAUCCUGGGCGAGGAUGGCACGAUGCACAGGGUCACAUGGAGCACAGUGGCAUUACGCUGCCCUUGCACAUAGAGGAUGCUCAGUCAAACGCUGACAGCUAGGCAGAGCCUCUGAAGAGCCCAUCCCCCUGCUCCGCUAGCCCUCUGGGUGAAAGGCUGUCCUACCGGCAAAAGGUCUCGGUGGGCUUCAUCUCUGAGCAUCGGACCCUCUGCCAUUCCAGCCUCCCAUGCCGAGGCCCGCUCUGUCAGUCACUGCGUUUUGUCACCGGCUUGGCAAACGGGAGAGCAAAAGAAGCUUCAUGGGAAACAGCAGCAACAGUUGGUCCCAUGCAUCAUUCCCCAAGCUGGAGCUGGGCCUGGGACACCGUCCCUCCCCACCCCGGGAGCCGCCCACCUGCUCCAUCUGUCUGGAAAGGCUUCGAGAGCCUGUCUCACUGGACUGUGGCCAUGACUUCUGCGUUCGGUGCUUCAGCACGCACCGCAUCCCAGGCUGUGAGACACCCUGCUGCCCCGAGUGCCGGAAAAUCUGCAAGCAAAAGAAAGGCCUCCGCAGUCUAGGGGAGAGGAUGAGGCUUCUGCCACAGAAGCCGCUGCCCCCUGCACUGCAGGAGACCUGUGCUGUGAGGGCAGAGCGGCUGCUAUUGGUGCGGAUCAAUGCCUCUGGAGGCCUCAUCCUCAGGAUGGGAGCCAUAAACCGUUGCCUGAAGCAUCCACUGGCCAGGGACACACCUGUCUGUUUACUUGCUGUCCUGGGAGAGCAGCACUCAGGAAAGUCCUUCCUCCUGGACCACUUGCUUAGAGGCUUACCAAGCCUGGAAUCUGGUGACAGUGGCAGGCCCAGAACAGAGGGGUCCCUGCCUGGGAUCAGAUGGGGUGCCAAUGGCCUUACCAGGGGCAUCUGGAUGUGGAGUCACCCCUUUCUGCUGGGAAAAGAAGGGAAGAAGGUGGCUGUGUUCUUAGUGGACACAGGAGAUGUCAUGAGCCCAGAACUGAGCAGGGAAACAAGGGUCAAGCUCUGUGCUCUCACCAUGAUGCUCAGCUCCUACCAGAUCCUGAACACCUCCCAAGAGCUGAAGGACACAGACCUGGGCUACCUAGAGAUGUUUGUUCACGUGGCUGAGGUGAUGGGCAAGCAUUAUGGGAUGGUGCCAAUCCAGCAUCUGGACCUCUUAGUUCGUGACUCUUCUCAUCACAAUAAGUCAGGGCAAGGGCACAUGGGUGACAUACUCCAGAAGCUGUCUGGCAAAUACCCCAAGGUCCAGGAGCUGCUCCUAGGGAAACGGGCCCGCUGUUACCUCCUGCCUGCUCCUGAGAGGCAGUGGGUAAACAAAGGCCAAGCAAGCCCAGGAGGCAACACAGAAGAUGACUUCUCCCACCUCUUCCGGGCCUACAUCUUGGAUGUGCUGAGCACAGCACCUCAGCAUGCUAAGAGCCGCUGCCAAGGGUACUGGAGUGAGGGCCGUGCUGUGGCCAGGGGGGACAGACGCCUGCUCACAGGGCAGCAGCUAGCACAGGAGAUCAAGAACCUCUCAGGCUGGAUGGGGAAGACUGGACCCAGUUUCAGCUCCCCAGAUGAGAUGGCUGCCCAGCUCCAUGACCUGAGGAAAGUGGAAGCUGCCAAGAAGGAGUUUGAGGAAUACGUGAGGCAGCAGGACAUAGCCACUAAGCGCAUCUUCUCUGCGCUCCGAGUCCUGCCUGACACCAUGCGGAACCUGCUCUCUACCCAGAAGGACGCCAUCUUGGCUCGCCAUGGUGUGGCCUUGCUGUGCAAGGAGAGAGAGCAGACCUUGGAGGCCCUGGAAGCUGAGCUGCAGGCAGAGGCCAAGGCCUUCAUGGACUCCUACACAAUGCGCUUCUGUGGCCACCUGGCCGCAGUCGGGGGCGCCGUAGGUGCUGGGCUCAUGGGCCUGGCAGGGGGUGUGGUGGGAGCAGGCAUGGCGGCAGCAGCAUUGGCUGCGGAAGCCGGGAUGGUGGCAGCUGGGGCAGCCGUGGGGGCCACUGGGGCUGCUGUCGUUGGGGGCGGUGUGGGUGCUGGCCUGGCUGCUACAGUGGGCUGCAUGGAAAAGGAGGAGGAUGAGCAGGUACAAGGAGGGGACCGAGAGCCCCUGCUCCAGGAAGAAUAACAUCUAGGAGACUUUGGAGGGUGAGAGAGAUGAAAGGCAAGAGGAAGGGUGUGGACAUGCCAGGAUUCAGAGGGGCCACAUGUAUACUGGCCCAGUUGAAGGCCUUUGCCAUUCACUGGCUGAGCUGGGGGUUUAAGCUGAGUCCAGGAACCUGGGGAGGCUUUUGGCCAGGAGGCCGCGUUGGAGUGCAGUAAUGCAAGGCCUGUUUCUGGUUGUGGAUAAUUGCCACUCACUGGAGCCCAGGAUCACCCACCACAAAUAAGGUUCCACCUCCCCCACCCCACUCCAGUUUAUUUCCCUGGAGGGCGCUGGCCUGGAAAUUUAUCCCUGGAUCCAGAGUCCUGUGCUUUUUACAGUUGGGACAGGUCCCAGCACGACUGACUUCAGAGCUGGGAGGGAGGAAGAGGAGGGACCACAGGACAGAGAUGGGUAUGACAGAUUGAGGUAUAACCCUGGAGCGGCAUCUUGUUCCCCAAACUGCUCCAGAAGGACAGGCGUGGCCAGCCUCCCUGCUCUUCAGCUGGGUGUCCAGAUGUGUGUCCUGAACCGCCCCGUACCCCAGUCUCCUGCAGUCCUCCUGGGCCUGUGCCCCGUGCCAAGCCCAUUUGGAUGGAUCAAGACAGAUUAAAUGCCAAAGAACCACACCUCUGAUUACAGUCUGUGCAAAAGCAGUUGACCAGGUUCUGCCAAUGGCUGGUAAGGGAAAGUGCAGGAAAUGAGCUCUGUUCUCAAGCACAGCCCCUCUCCCUUGGGCUGUAGGCCCUCUGUGCUACACUGUAAGACCUCUUUGAUGUACCUCUCUGCAAGAAGCCCCCAGAUAGCUUGUGGAAUAGGGAGCCUCUCUUGGGGGAUGGAAACAUCUAAGGAGACCUCUGGGCUAUUAAACUGUAAAGGAUGUUGGGCA
Mesocricetus auratus (golden hamster) is the source of this 3234-nucleotide messenger RNA. RefSeq names its product ring finger protein 112 (gene Rnf112). The transcript has 16 exons. Bases 435 to 2330 code for a protein of 631 amino acids. Gene Ontology annotation, molecular function: metal ion binding; GTPase activity; GTP binding. Gene Ontology annotation, biological process: endoplasmic reticulum organization; protein homooligomerization. Lineage: Eukaryota; Metazoa; Chordata; Mammalia; Rodentia; Cricetidae. The record is from RefSeq and is a predicted model, not a curated record.